Molecule: messenger RNA, 820 nt
Organism: Vicugna pacos (alpaca)
Lineage: Eukaryota; Metazoa; Chordata; Mammalia; Artiodactyla; Camelidae
Source: RefSeq, a predicted model, not a curated record
UCCUUGCGCACGAAGGGGCAGAGCUUCUGGAGGUGGCCUCAGUCUCGGCAGUUCGCGUUGGCCUCUGAGAGGGACGGUGCGGCAUGCAGGCCCUAGAGGAUGACGCCAGGGGUGCCACGAACGGUGCAGGAGGCCUGGGCAACCAGCAGAGCCCCCAGACUCCUGAGGGCCGGAGUUCAGGCAGUCUAGAAGUCAAGGGUGACCACAGUGGCCCGGAAGGCCAGGGCGGCCCUGGCAGUGAAGGAGCAGUGGCCGAAGCUGCUGUUGCUCCUCCCCAGGUUGAGCAGGCACCGCGCGCCCUGGGACCUGCUGGAGAUGCAGCGCCCGUGGCUGUGGGGCCUGGAAGUGAGCUGCUGGAGUUCACACUUACUGUACCUUUCCGAUCCCCCCUGGAGGCAGACAUGGCCCGAAGAUCUCUGAUCCCAGUUGCCCGACGCCACCAAGGGGUGGUUCAGGAGUCUACAGUGAAUGGCAGCGCCCUGGCUGUUAGAUGGACUGCUGAAGACCCCAUUCUCUUCCGAACUGCCAUCAACUCCUUCCUUGAUCAUCUUUCCCUGGUGAUUCGGAACAUUCGCCGUUUGCGGCCCCGCCUCCCCUAAGCCUAGGCCGAGGAAAGAGAGCUGAGGCCUAACGCUGUGUCCCCUACUAGGCAAGGUAUAGGGAAUUCAGUCUUGGAGUAAUUGCCACUUUGUUAUUGGAUCUACUUUUUUGCCUGUACUGGCCCUUGGUGUCUCUUGGUUCAUUUGCUUUGUUUCUGUGUUGCAUAAGAACUAGGAUGUGUAAAUGUUUAUUACUGAAGGAAAUAAAAUUGAGCUACUUA